Molecule: messenger RNA, 926 nt
Organism: Dioscorea cayenensis subsp. rotundata (Guinea yam)
Lineage: Eukaryota; Viridiplantae; Streptophyta; Magnoliopsida; Dioscoreales; Dioscoreaceae
Product: chaperone protein dnaJ 20, chloroplastic-like
Exons: 2
Coding region: 30-608 (192 amino acids)
Cellular component (GO): chloroplast
Source: RefSeq, a predicted model, not a curated record
UUUUUUUUUUUUUAUUAAACCAACCCACAAUGAGCUGCGGCGUUUUCUCCGGACCGACCACCAUCACUGGCCUCCCCCACCGCCGCCGUGCCGCAUCCUCUCCGGCGAUCCCCUGGAUCAUCCUCCCCCUCAAACCCUCCUCUCUCCGCUUCGCCGCCUUCAAGGCCCGCGCAGCUGUGGAGAAGGGAGGCUGCUUGGGCACCAGCUUCUACGAUCUACUUGGGAUCUCUCAAGGUGGGAGCUUGGAGGAGAUUAAAAGGGCUUACAAGCAGAUGGCCAGGAAGUAUCAUCCUGAUGUCUCGCCGCCGGAUCUCGCCGAGGAGUACACUCGCAGGUUUAUUGAGGUUCAGGAGGCUUACGAGACGCUGUCCGAUCCUUGCCGCCGGGCGAUGUAUGAUCGAGACCUUGCUCGCGGCCUCCAGUUUGCGCUGACUUCCAGACGCAGGUUUGAUCAGGACCUCGAGGAGAAAUCAAUGUGGAAGAACCGGUGGCAGGAUCAACUUGAAUCACUGAAGAGUAGGAGCAUGAGCAACAAUUCAACAGCAAAUCUAUCUUGGGCAGCUCGAAUACGAAAACAAAGGGUUGCUGAAUCAUCAUCAACGAAGUGAAGACGGAUACUAACUGUAUCUUUGGCAUUUGGUUUCAGUAACAUGAAUGGCCACAACAUAAGCUACACAAGGCAUAUAAGUUAAGCAUAUCAAGAAAAAUUCUCAAUUUCACAUCUCAAAGAAGCUUGGCAUUAUACAGGAAGAAGGAUGCAAAUAUUGGGCUAAACAAUGAUACUGCAUCUUUGUAUAUUUUGUUCUACACUACAAAAGUUAUCCUUAGUGUGAACUGCCCGCACUUGUAACUUUAUUGUGGAAUGACGAAAAGAAAUGAAGACAUUGUAAGGGUUUUCUUUCUUGAAGUGUAGGCCCCGUUCAUUA